GUUUGCAGUCUCGCGCGCGCAUCCAAACUCCAGAGUCCUCUUCUGCCUCGCGACCCCUCCACUUCAGCACCACACACACACACCGCCCGCCAGCUACCACGAACCAUGGAUUUCAGUGGUGAACUCGACGACUUCUCCCUGCAGCUCAUCAGCGACCAGCUUCUCGGCGGCGAGGCUUGCCUCCCCGUCGUUCCGAACGCCGCGGCGUACACUGCGUCGUCCGUUCAUUAUCAUCAUCCCACGCAAGCGGCGUUCUUGCAGCAGCCAGCACAGCAGGUUGCGUACGUCGACCUGACGAACGAGUACGCCGCGGAUGCCACUGCCUGCGACUGCGAGGCGGCCUUCCGGGCGGCGGAGCCGGUGAUGAUUCGGUUCGGGGGCGACCCUUCGCCGGUGUCGGACUCGGACCCCAGCCGGCGGCCGCUGCUGCUCACGGUCUCCCUUCCUCCUCCGGCCUCGCACGCCUGGGGCCCGGCGGCCGCCGUGCCACUGCCACUGGAGGCCGCGGCGGCGGCCCUGGACGCGAACGACUUCCGCAAGUACCGCGGCGUGCGGCAGCGGCCGUGGGGCAAGUUCGCGGCGGAGAUCCGCGACCCCAAGAGGCGGGGGUCCCGCGUGUGGCUCGGCACCUACGACACCGCCGUCGACGCCGCGCGCGCCUACGACCGCGCCGCGUUCCGCAUGCGCGGGGCCAAGGCCAUCCUCAACUUCCCCAACGAGGUGGGCUCCCGCGGCGCGGACUUCCUCGCGCCGCCGCCGCCGCCCGUCGCGGCCGCGGCCACGUCGUCGUCGUCCCAGAACAAACGGAAGCUGCGCGACGCCGAGGCCACAGCCGGCGGGGCCGCCGAGCCAGCAGCAGCCAGUAAGUCCGUCAAGGCGGCUGAGGCGUCCGGAUCGCCGGCGCCGCCGUCGCUGUCCCCCGCGACAACGACAACGACAACGACCACCACGGCGGCCUCGACGGUGACGACGUGCUGCUCUCCCUCGUCGGGGUCUGCUGCAGCAGCACACGAGGUGUUUCCCAUGACGCCGUCGAGCUGGACGUGGGAGCAGCUGGAGGGCGUGUUCGGGAGCCUGUCGCCGCUCUCGACGACACACCCGCAGCUCGGCUUCCCAGAGGUCACCGUUAAUUGAGCGGUUACCGGACGUUAAUAUCACUGUUAGCGGUUUUUUAGUUACAUGUGUGUGUAUGUGUACAGAUCGAACGAAAGGACGACGUGAUAGGGUAUUUCUUAGCGUAUACGUGUCGGUGAACUCUGUGCUACAAAGCUAAGCAUCGACAUAGCUAGAUCAUGACGGUAUAUAGACGUGAAAAAUGCAUACAUACAUGUAUAUACAUGGGUGCAAUUAGAUCAGAAACGGCAGUACGUAUAAGAUUUUGUGCA
Zea mays is the source of this 1385-nucleotide messenger RNA. RefSeq lists its product as uncharacterized. The transcript has a single exon. The coding region runs from base 106 to 1134 and encodes 342 amino acids. Gene Ontology annotation, biological process: regulation of DNA-templated transcription; ethylene-activated signaling pathway. Gene Ontology annotation, molecular function: DNA-binding transcription factor activity; DNA binding. The record is from RefSeq and is a predicted model, not a curated record. Lineage: Eukaryota; Viridiplantae; Streptophyta; Magnoliopsida; Poales; Poaceae.